Messenger RNA from Scomber scombrus (Atlantic mackerel), 2879 nucleotides. RefSeq names its product hepatoma-derived growth factor-like. NCBI's taxonomy places the organism in Eukaryota, Metazoa, Chordata, Actinopteri, Scombriformes, Scombridae. The record is from RefSeq and is a predicted model, not a curated record. Gene Ontology annotation, molecular function: double-stranded DNA binding; transcription coregulator activity. Gene Ontology annotation, cellular component: nucleus. Gene Ontology annotation, biological process: regulation of transcription by RNA polymerase II. The transcript is spliced from 6 exons. The coding region runs from base 302 to 973 and encodes 223 amino acids.
GGGUUUCCAUUUCAAACCCAAACAGACCGACAGACACCAGCAACGGAUUGUGGGAUAAACGAUACAACUACACAGCUGCAGACUGCAACCUUAAUCAGACACUAACCCAGAGAGAGGAGGUAGCUCUGUCUCUCUCUCUCUCUGUGACUGUGUGUGUGCUGAUUUCGCCACAAGCUUCACAAGAAUCCAGUAUUUUCAUUUUCGGCGCCGGGUUAAUUUGGAUGCCUUGGUUUUAUUUGUUGCAUGUGUUGAUCAACCCGGAUACAGCACCAUAAGUUAGCCACUUCUGCCAGAGAGAAACAUGCCCAGAUCCAACAGGCAAAGGGAAUACAAACCCGGAGACCUUGUGUUUGCUAAAAUGAAGGGGUAUCCACACUGGCCAGCGAGGAUUGACGAGUUACCUGAAGGAGCUGUGAAGUCCCCCUCUAACAAGUACCAAGUGUUCUUCUUUGGGACACAUGAGACGGCAUUCCUAGGGGCCAAGGAUUUGUUCCCGUACGAUGAAUGCAAGGAGAAGUUUGGAAAAGCGAACAAGAGGAAAGGCUUCGCCGAGGGACUCUGGGAGAUCGAAAACAACCCGACUGUCACGCAUGAAGGCUACGAGUCAUCAAAGAAGGACAACGCAUCAGAAGGAGCUGGAGAUACAGCUAGUUCGGAGAAAGCAGAUGCCGAGGGCAGCAGCGAUGAGGAUGAGGGAGCCCUGGUCAUCGACGAGAAGAACGAGAGAGGAGGAACUAAACGUAAAGCGGAGGAGUCCACAGAGGCAUCUCCCAAACGGCCGAAGGAUACAGAGGCAGAGGGCGAUUCUAAAGUAGACAGCGUCAAGUCUAACACGGAGGAAAAGCUCAAUGAUGUGGCUGGACCCAAGGCGACUGCUCCCUCCUCACAGGGCGAGUCGAAACCGGAGGCCCAGGAAAACGCUGCAGCAGGGGGGCAGCUAACAGCAGAUAAGCCGGUGACAGACAGCGCUUAACGUCAACUCAGAAGAAAACCAAGAACCUUUCGAUGCUUCUGUGGAAUUGAAGCGUCAACACGAUUACAUGCAGGAUGCCAGAUUUCAGCUGUUUAAUUAAUAGGAGAAUUUUAAAAGAAAAACCUAAGUGUUUGUAUUGAGAGACAAACAAAUCCUUAUUUGCCAUUUUGGGAUAUCAUAUAUCCCAGAAAGAAAAAAAAGUUUGCUAAUCUGAUUUCAAACAAUUGAACUGAGCACUUUGAGGCUCGUUUAUAAAUGGAUUUUGGUGUGUAUAUAUUUUUUAUUUCUAAGUGCAAUUACAUAAUUACAAAGACUGAAUGCUAGGUGUCAAAACAUUUUUUUUUCAGUUUAGAGGGAAUAAACACUGAAUAUAUGAUAAAUAAAAGGAAAACAUUUAAAAAAUAAUAAUAUUUGACAAAUACUCCCAUUUGAUGGUUUUAAAAAAGUAGAUAUUGUACAGGAAAAAAAGACAUUUUCACUCAUGCUCUCAGCUUUAAUUCUUACAGUAUAUGAAACAUUUUACUUUGAUUAGUUUCGCCUAGCUUCUCAGCCUCAUCUUAAAUCAUAUAUUCAGUCAUCGGAUACAUGAUGAGUUGCACUUUCAGAGUUUUUCCUGCCCCGUUAAUCAUUGUCUAGUUCACUGUAUGACAUUUUAACGCAACACAGGUUUUGUUGCUUCGGUGUAGUGUGUGUGUGUGCGUGCGCGCGCGCGUGUGUGUGUGCGCGCAUGUGCUUCAAUGCAGGUGACAAAAAUGACGUGAUUAAUUUCACCGGAUUCCAAAAUGUGGCCUACUUUGGCUUUUGAAUAAACCCCGUUUUGAGAGGAACUAUUUUAGGAUUGAAAAAGAUACUUUAGUUGGUAAACCCCUCUCUGUAUGUUCCAGAAAAUCUCUCAUUAAGACUACGACAUGCAUUAUUGAAAGCAGAAAGACAUUCCUGAAUGUUGUGUGUUCGAGCUCGGCCUCGUUUUUAAGUCGAGGUGGAGCUGAGGCAUUAGCGUGUGUGGGGGAGGAAAGGAGAGGUUAUUCAUCACUUCUUUUUUUUUUUCUGGAAAAAUUAUCGGCAAACUUUCAAAUCCAUCAACUCUCAAAUUUCUGUUAUAAUUUCAUAUUUAGCUCAUUAAUUCUGCCGUUGCUUGAUGCUGGUGACGUACUUGUGAAGAACAUUUGAUUGCAUUGCGUUCAGUAAUUGUUUGUACCAAAUAUGUUUUUCUCUUUUUUGCUCACAUGUAUCGCUGACAUUGUUAAUGCCUACAUUUUGAAAGAAAACGAAAUGAGAAGAAUCUACUGAGCGCACCAUUUGUAACACUUUGAUUUCUGACUUCUUUUUUUUGUUUUGUUUCCGACCCUCUUAACUGGAAUACGAGUGUGUUUUACUUCAGUGGUCUUAUUAUUUCGGCUGUGAAGCACAGUUGUGAUGUUUUAAAGAAGUGUUUUAUUCAAUUUGUUUAGACAACAUGUUCAAUAUGUGAUGAUGUUAUUUUCCAUUAUUGGUAGUUUUUUGGUGCAAACUCAUCCCAUGGUUCAAGUCUUCUUUUUUUUGUUAAAUGCUUGGCCUGCUCAUCAUGUUGAUGUUAUUCGCUUUAUUGUUCUUUCUUGUAUUUGGCAACAUGAAUCCACAUUUUAACCAAACUACAAACUUAAGGGAAAACUCAGCUGUUAAAAAGUGAUAAAGAUGGUUUACACACGACUUUUAACACCCACCCUUCACCGCUCCACCGAUUUCCGAAAGAUUAAAUGGUCACAGCGCCCCACUCAGAUCUGAAGUUCAUUGCACAGGAAUAAUUUGGUAUUGAAGUGUAAUUUCUUGGUUUAGCUUUCUCUGUUACUUUCGGAAGCUGCCAUUCAUCUUAAUCUGCUGCUUAGUUUACUAUUGUAGUUGCCAGUCCAUUUAAUAAACAUGUUGA